Molecule: messenger RNA, 462 nt
Organism: Dothidotthia symphoricarpi CBS 119687
Lineage: Eukaryota; Fungi; Ascomycota; Dothideomycetes; Pleosporales; Dothidotthiaceae
Product: Rpr2-domain-containing protein
Exons: 1
Biological process (GO): tRNA processing
Cellular component (GO): nucleolar ribonuclease P complex
Source: RefSeq, a predicted model, not a curated record
AUGGCCAAAGACAAACCCCCCAAAGCAAAAGGCAUCCCAAACAAACAUCUGCACGCGAGGACGACCUUUUUGUACCAAGCCGCUGCCUAUCUGACACUGCAAACUGCGUCAAAGCAUGCACAAUCUGCCGCCAGUGACACUGAACAUGCACAUGGCACUGAGCAGACCAAGUCUCGUAGCCAAAACCAUUCUCCUCUUGCUCUCCAGCUUGGCUCAGAUCUCCAUUCUGUAUCACGCAAGGGCCAGCUUCGGCUCGCUGUUGACUUGAAGCGCUCCAUGUGCAAGAGCUGCAACACCAUCCUCAUUCCCGGACGGACAGCCACCCAGCUCAUCGAAAACCACAGCAAGAAUGGCAAGAAGCCUUGGGCUGACGUAUUGGUCAUCGAGUGCAAACUCUGUGGCGGUAAGAAGAGACUGCCCAUCGGCGCAAAGAGACAAGCAAAGAAGUCAGAACGGACAACU